AUGGCCACUAUCGAUUCUACAAGUACAAGGCUGCAACCAGCUCAACCCUCUACCCCCACAUCAACACCCCUGUCCAUCCUUGAUGCCACAGUUGCACGGUUCACGCCAACAGGAGCAAUUUGGUUCUUUGACCAGAAGCCUGCACACCUGGGCCAGAAGAUCCUGCUCGAGCAUUUGCAGAGUUCCUUCGCUGAGACUCUAUCAAAAUUUCCUCAUUGGGCAGGCCAACUGCAAUGGGCACCAGUCAAUCCCAAAGGAAAUCACACCGAACGGUUCAAUCGCCCAGUGGUUGUAUACGGAACCGACAACGACCCCGGUGUGGAAUGGAGAGUGGUCGAACAUCAUCUCCGAGCAGAUGAAAUCAUCCCCACAGCCGAAGAGCGGGCUUCAUCUACCGCUGGUUCCCAGCCCAGAGCGUGGGUAGGCGAUGACUUCAAUCAGCAAUCUUUUAUAUCGCCCAACCCAUUGGCACUUGAGAAUCUGCGCGACUAUGCUGGUCUGCCGGGUAUGCAGGUCCAAAUAACACUUCUUCGGGGCGGGGGCUACGCCAUCGGAAUCAAGCUUGCGCACUGUCUAGCGGACGCGCAAUCGUUGAUGGUAUUCGUGCAUCUAUGGGCAUACAACAGCAAAAAGCAAUUUGGUCAUGAGUCCGGAACCCCACUGCUGGGCGAACCAGUGUUCGAUCCCGCGUUGCUGGACAGCUGCGCUGCUGGUGACAUAGACGGUCCCGAGCCCGACCAAGCCAUCGUCCAAGCCGCGCACAAAUUACCUUUACAUCGAUAUAGCUGGUGGGAUACUGCCGUCGAGGGUUACCCUGCAUUUUGCAUACCCACUACAGAGAACUCCAAACCACCACCCGAAAUUCUCGAGCAAACGCGCGUUGCCCCGUCAGAGCCAGCACCCUGGCUUUCAUGGGAUCUCUCCCGACCGGUCAGCCACACGCUACUUCACUUCACCGGUACAGAGCUUCGCCAGUUCCAAGCCCAUGCCCUCGAAAGUCCGGGGUGUCGACGUGACAUCUCCCGACUGGACGCUCUACUGGCGCACAUGUGGAUAUCGAUCACGCGAGCACGCGGACUUACAGAUUCCUCUGACCCUGUGUACCUCGACCUGAGUCUCGGGGCACGACAGCGUGUAUCUCCCACUCUUCCGGAUACCUUUAUCGGAUCACCACUGUUUCUAACUCACGUGGGCGGCCCCGCUGCCUUGACAUGUAAGCAAACGCUCGGCGAGACAGCCAGUCGGAUCCGCGAGACGAUGAGUGGGUUCACGGCAGAUGCUGUGGGUGCGAUGCUGCAUGAUGCUGCGCAUGAGGUAUCGCCGCAGCGGCUGUGGCAGGCGUUCUUGGGAUCACAGCAUACGAUUGUCACCUCGUGGUUGCGGUUGCGGCUGCAUGAGGUUGACUUUGUGGGCGGGGCUAAGCCGCGGUAUACCCAUGCUGUUAUGCCUAAGAUGGAUGGGUGUGUUCAGGUUAUGGAUAGCGCGAUUGGAGAUGGUGGUAUGGAUGUUGCGCUCUAUCUAGAUGGGGAAGCUACGAGGCGGUUGCUCGAUGCAGGUGGUGACUGUCGUGGACCGUGA
Messenger RNA from Penicillium bovifimosum, 1578 nucleotides. Its product is annotated as transferase family protein. The record is from RefSeq and is a predicted model, not a curated record. Lineage: Eukaryota; Fungi; Ascomycota; Eurotiomycetes; Eurotiales; Aspergillaceae. Gene Ontology annotation, molecular function: acyltransferase activity, transferring groups other than amino-acyl groups. Bases 1 to 1578 code for a protein of 525 amino acids. The transcript has a single exon.